Molecule: messenger RNA, 2422 nt
Organism: Folsomia candida
Lineage: Eukaryota; Metazoa; Arthropoda; Collembola; Entomobryomorpha; Isotomidae
Product: metaxin-2
Exons: 7
Coding region: 1448-2275 (275 amino acids)
Biological process (GO): mitochondrion organization
Cellular component (GO): SAM complex
Source: RefSeq, a predicted model, not a curated record
AAUCAGUUCAGUUCGUCGUUGGAUUCGGUCGAGAGAAGACUGCAAGAUUCGUGCUGCUGCCGUGUUGGAGAAGAAGUUCCAGCGACAACAGCGGCAGAAAUAAUUAGGAAGAAAAGGUCAAAAGGAAUAACAUGCAGCGGUAUGGACGAAUAGAUGGCGUCGCAUAUUUCACCUGUGGGCUUAAGACAAGGAAGUUCCAUGUCUCAAAUUUCCUUGAAGGAAAUAAGUGAUUUCCAACAACCAGAUAAAAUAUUCUAUUUUGCGUUUAAUUUAAAACUAUAUUUUGCAGCAAUUUAAGGGCUUAAUCGAUUGGUGACGAAAUAUAUUUGUAAAAUUACUACAUGUUUUAACAAAAAAAUUAUUACUCUUUGAUCGAAUUUAAGGAAAUUAGGGAAAUGCGAGAUUUGUGUGAGUGAGAUUGCCAGGAAAUCACUCAUUUUGCCGGUCAUUCAGUUCCCUCCAUCGACAAGCAGACAACGUUUUAUAAAAUUUGUGCUUUAAAAAUCCCCAAAUUAAUUAAUCACAAAUUGGCCGAAAUUAGGACAACUAUUUAAAAGGAGGAGACCUUUUAUUCAACCUAGAUUUGUCGACCACAGAUUGCAAAGAUGUCAGCCAACAACAACUACUACUACCGAGGUCGAGGCCCUCUUCGUCCACCAUUCGCCUACCAUGGUGGGGGUGGCAGUUUUGAGAACGUUCAACCGCGACCGGCCUACCCGCCCUACCAACAGAUUCGUCAACCACUUCCACUCGCAGCGGUUGACCUGACGCAUCGUGUGGUCAUCCCACCACCAAAGAAUUCGAACAAGGACCCAGCCUGCAUCUGCGAACGCACGGUGGAUUACAUCAUUUGUACCGGAUGUGGAUUUCUAGAUGACAGUAGAAAGACUCGCAAACGACGAACGUGUCCCGUCCAUCCAAGGAGGAUGCUUUACACCGAUCUGGAAAAAUGUCCGACGUGCCAUGGGGACAUUGAGGAGCAAGCCUAAGUCGAAAAUAAGAAUGGGUCCGCAAUUCAUCAUAUCGUUAUGUUUUGUUAUGGAUAAUCGCGAUCAUAUACCUUAAUUCGUAGAAAUUUCAAAAUUGUCGUUUGUUAGAUAUGAAUGUUUUGUUCAGAAUGUUUGUAGACUCUAUAAUUAAUUUGGUCUACUUUUAAAAAUUGAAUAAGUAUGCGCAAUUGACCUGUCAAAUUAUUUGCAAUUUAAUGAAUUAAUAAAGUUUGACGUUACGUUAACGUUAAACACUGGAUUUCUGAGCUCUGUUUUGUAUUUGAUUUCAUUCAUAUUUUUCCAUUUCAUGCAACCCCACGGUGAAAGUGAGCAGAAGUGGGAAAUAUUUAGUCGACACCAUCCCAAUAAAAAUAAAUCUCGCUUUUCACCUUUUGCAAUUUCAGGCCGCAAAAUUAACGAAAUUCACCAAUUUUCCACAAAUUAGUUAUCAUUACGACAUGGCCACCAGCGGGUCACAAUCUGUCCCUGCGGAUCUGUUUGAGUUUGACAGUAAGGAACCCUGGGCCCCUGACACCUUCAUGUUAGUCCCUCUCGAAUCAUCACAAGUCCUUGUUCCCGAACACGCUGCUAUUUUGGGGGCCCAAGCUUUUCUCAAAAUUGCUCGCUUGCCUUUCAAAGUUCGAGAAUGUCACAAUUCGUCUGACAUAAGUCCAAAUGGAAAACUGCCCGUAAUCAAGUGUGGUGCCUACGUUGUGUCAGAGUUGGAUGGAAUUGUAUCGCUCGCUCAAGCCAAGGGGAUGAGUAUCACUGAAUACUUGAAUGCUGCUGAAAGGGCUGACCUGAGGGCUUACAUGUCCCUUGUCCACAACGUCCUGGGAAAUGCCCUCCUGUACUUUACAUGGUUGGACGAGGACGUGUACAACAAGUACACGAAACAAAGAGUCGGAUCUCCGUACAACUUUCCGCUAAAGUAUCUCCUACCUUGGACACUGAGGAGAAAGGUCAAGUCUCAGUUGAACGCGCUUAAAUGGGGAUACCGAACUACGGAGGAGGUUUAUCGGGAAGUUGAAACAUGUUUGCUCGCCUUGAGCGAACGUCUUGGCGAAUCGGAUUAUUUCUUUGGAUCUACACCAACAGAGUUGGACGCUCUUGUGUUUGGCUACCUCUUCACCAUGUUGACCCAUCCGCUCCACAACCAUUCACAAUUUUCUAAUAUAAUCAGGCAUCACCCCAACUUGACUAAAUUCUGUAAGCGAAUUGAUCAAGACUUUUUUGAAGAACAACAGCCCGAGUCAAGCUCUUCUAGUGGGGGCAGACUGGAGUGAAUACAUACACACUGAUUUAUUGCCAUUUUAGUCAAAUGUAAGUAGACAGAAAUAUGUUAUAUUAUGUAGUAACCUACAAUUCAGACGAAAUCUAAUGUGAAAAUACUAUUGCCAAGUCAAAAAUUAAAUCCCACUAAUCAUUUCAAA